This is a messenger RNA of Oppia nitens, 366 nucleotides long. RefSeq lists its product as uncharacterized. Bases 1 to 366 code for a protein of 121 amino acids. The transcript has 3 exons. Lineage: Eukaryota; Metazoa; Arthropoda; Arachnida; Sarcoptiformes; Oppiidae. The record is from RefSeq and is a predicted model, not a curated record.
AUGAUCCUUAAAACCAAUUUUUUGCCAUCAGUUUGUGGUCAAAGUUUUGGCGGCGGCGUCGGCGGCAACGGUCGUGGCGGCGGUAAUGGAUAUAACGGUGGCUAUGGAGGACUGGGACAUGGAUCUCAUGGUCAUCCAGUUCACAGAAAAUGGAGUUAUUCCUCUCAUAUAAAGCACCCUGCUCAUCAUCAGCAUCAGCAUAAUGGACAGCAUGGAGGUCAUGGAGGUUAUAAUAAUGGACAUGGAGGCAACAGUAACACCUAUCAUUACGGUCAGCAAGGUCAUGGCGGCAAUCGGGGUUUAGGUGGCGGUCUGGGAGGUUAUCUGGGAGGUGGUGGAGGAGGAGGUGCUGGCAAUUGGUUUUAA